AUGGUGCUUGUCCAGAUCUUAGUAACCCCGGUGCAGGGUGCACCCGUUGCAGCUCCAGUGAUGCAAGGUGCGGAAUUGUAUGAGAAGCUCCAUGCGGAGGAUGCCGAGGUCCGGCAUGAAGCAAAGAUGGCUGACCAUGGCUUGAUAGUGAACGCCGUAGCAUCCUACGUGUCGGGGGAGAAGCCGCGGCAGGCCAUGAGUCUGAUCGCCAAGAACAAGGAAGCGCUGGAGUCGUCGUACGAACUUUGCUUCAAUGCCGCGUGCGCGCUCAUUGACGAGGGUCGUCUGACAGAGGCUGAGGAGAAACUUACUCAGGCCAAAGAGCUUUGCACAGAAGAACUCGUGCAGGCCGAGGAAGUCGCAGAGGAAGAUGUAGCCCUGCUGGAGGACCAUGAAGAGCUUGCCGCAAUUCGUGUGCAGCAAGCGUGCGUGAUGCAGCGCCGUGGCCAGGAAGAGGAGGCCAAAGAAGUGUAUGACAAAGUUCUGCGACAAAAGCCGAACCAAGGUCAUGAGGUAGAUGUGACUGUUCUUGCAGUUGCAUGCAACAACGUUGUUGCCUUGCGUUCUGAGGGCAAGUCCUUGUUUGACAGCCUGAAGCGCAUCAACGUAGCUUCGAAGGAAAGCUUGGAGCACAAGCAGACUCGCAGACAAACGGUAGAGAUUGCAUGCAACAAGGUGUUGCUGUUGCUCCAGGCGCAGAAGGUGGAUGUUGCCAAGAAAGAGCUUGAAAAGCUGCGUGAAAGCUACCCUGACCAUCCCAGGGUGGUCUUGGUGCAGGCAGCUAUUGCUCACAGAGAGAAGAAAGGCAAAGUCUGUGAGGAAAUCCUUCAAGGAUACAUUGCGUCGCAUGCAGACGACCAGGAGGUCGUGUUGCCUUUGGUGCAGCUUUACACCCACCAGCAGAAGCACGAUUUGGCUGUCGAGGUGCUUGCGAAGCUCCCUCUCAGCAGCCGCACGCAGCCAACAACAGUGGAGGCGAUUGUGAAUCUCCAUCAGAGGCAAAAGAACCCUGACAAGGCAGUGGCCUGCCUAAGAGAAGCCAUCAAGUACUGGUCUUCGCAGGAAGAGGAGUCAGAAACUCUGGCUCAGGUGGUUCGAAUAGCCGCAAGGCUGGCGAUGCAGCUGAAGGACAGAGCCUUUGCAGCUGAGGUGUACCAGAGCUAUCUGGAGAACAUUGACGGAUCCGACUACGAAGCGCUUUGUGGCCUCGUGCAGGCUUUGGCAGUGACGGAUCCUGAGAGGGCCACCGAGUACGCCGAACGAUUGCAGGUGCCAUCUUUCGAUCACCUCGAUGCGGAGGAGCUGGAAGCGCAACCCAUACCAAAGGUUGGUGCAAUGUUCUCGCAGCGUCGGCGAGACAGGGAAGAGGAGGCAGAUGGGAAGCCUGUGAGAGUGAAGAAGAAGCGGAAGCGAAAGAUCCGCUACCCGAAAGGCUUCGACCCGGAGAACCCUGGACCUCCUCCAGAUCCUGAAAGAUGGCUUCCAAAGCGGGAGCGGUCAGAAUUCAAGAAGAAGAUGCGCAAGAGAGAUAAGCACUUGCUUCGGGGCCCGCAGGGGGCAAUCACGACGGAGGACUUCCGCAAGCAGGGUCCAUCAACAGCCCAAGUGGAGGUCUCCAAAGAUGCAAGUGGACCCUCAAGACGCAGUAACAGAAAAGCCAAAGGCAAGUGA
Molecule: messenger RNA, 1671 nt
Organism: Symbiodinium natans
Lineage: Eukaryota; Dinophyceae; Suessiales; Symbiodiniaceae
Source: the annotation of a GenBank genome assembly